Papaver somniferum (opium poppy) is the source of this 1482-nucleotide messenger RNA. RefSeq lists its product as uncharacterized. The transcript has 6 exons. The record is from RefSeq and is a predicted model, not a curated record. The coding region runs from base 79 to 1149 and encodes 356 amino acids. NCBI's taxonomy places the organism in Eukaryota, Viridiplantae, Streptophyta, Magnoliopsida, Ranunculales, Papaveraceae.
GAAGAAGAAGAAGAAGAAGAAGAAGGAGAAAAAGAAGGCAAAGAAAAAGGUAAGGAUGUGGAUGAAAGACCUGCUUACAUGGAUGACUUUGAUGAUGAUUUUGGUCAAUACAUGAAGGGUGAGCAUGAUGUAGAUCUUUUCCCCGAAGAAGAAGUUUUUACUCCAGUAGAUCCUAGCAAAAUGGAGGUAAAAACUAGAUUUGCAAAUAAGGAAGCAUUUAAGAAACAUCUCAGGGGUUAUUGUGUUCUUAAUAAGUGUCAAUAUAUUUUGGAUAGAAGUGCUCCCUCUAGAAUUAAGGCUGAGUGUAGGUUUAAAACAGAACAUGAUUGUCCUUGGUUUGUGUAUGCUAGCAAGAAAGAGGGUGCUUUUGUUCUUAGGAAAGUGAAUUUGGAACAUAAGUGUGAAGGGGAUCCCCAAAAUAGGAAUAGAUCUGCUGAUCCUCAUUUUGUAAAGGAUUUUGUUCUUGAUCAGAUGAAGAAUAAGCCUAAAAAAGUUGUUCCAGACCCUUAUAAAAUCAAGGAAGACUUCUUAGCUGAAAAGAGAGUAAAUAUACCAUAUCAGUGUGCAUGGAAGGCUAGGAAUCUAGUUUUAGAGUCAUUAUAUGGGAACUAUAAAGAAAGUUACAAUGAAGUACCAGCAUUCUGCAAGAUGUUUACUAAAUGCAAUGAUGGGUCUGUUGCUAAGUUCACUUUUGACACAGUGAAUAACACCUUUGAAAGCAUGACACUCUCAUUUGAACCUGCAAUGAGGGGUUGGCGAAAAGCAUGCAGGGGAGUUAUAGGGCUUGAUGCCUGCCAUCUAACAGGGGAAUAUGGGGGAUUAUUGAUGGCUGCAACUGCACUUGAUGGACAGAAUGGGUUAGUAAUGUUAGGAAUUAUGGUAUGCAGAGCUGAAACAAAGGAAAAUUGGAUCAUUUUUUUGAAGCAUUUGAAGGAUGCAAUAUUAGCACAUCCAGUGAAAGUGGCUUUCAUUUCAGAUAGGCAAAAAGGUUUAUUGGAAGCUGUUGGUAUAGUGUUCCCUGGCCAUCACCACAGAUACUGUUGGAGACAUUUAUACAAAAAUUUCAAGAAGGAUUACAAGGGUCUUGAAUUAUACAGUUCUUUAUGGAAUGCAGCAAAAGCAUACAAAGAAAAGCAUUUUCAGCAAUGAAGACUUCAUCUGAGACCCAUUUAAAACCGUCACAAUCUGUACAAGUGAGGUUUGAUUUUGCAGUGGGCAGUUUUUGAAGCAAUGACCAGAUUCUCCGCAAGCGUAACAACCAUUCUCUACUGGUAAUUUCACCAUCUUGCAUUUGACAGGAUCGAUGGCAUCGUCAAACCAUUCAAAGUACUGACAGGGCCUAAUUUAUAUGAAUGAAGCUGAAUCUGACCGUUACAAAUUCGACCGUUACAAAUCCGACCGUUGCAAUGAGUCACCGAGUUGACUCGAUACUGGUUUGGUUACGAACUCAGACGAGGGUUAAGUCGUCUUUUACCUAGCAGG